AUGCUUGGCCGACUUUUGAACACUGCCGCCUCGACUCUGAAUCCCUCGGCGUAUUCGACCAAACCUACCCCACAACUUGAAUCGGUCACUGAAGAGGAGCAUACGUCCGGCCUCUUAUUCCCCGAUGCGAGUGUGCUUCGUCGCUCAAAUACGCACGCAUUUCCUCUACAAACCGCUUUCAAUUCCCCCAACGCCUCCGCAGCUGGCGCCUACGAUGACCGUGCGGGUGUGGAGUUGGAUCCUCUCAAGGACUUCCGAGUGAUAAUUGCCCAGAAUUCGCUUGGGGAUAGAGAACCGUGCAUUCUCCUAGACUCGAGAGCUGAUGCAUCGGAACCACCGUCUCCAGGACUUGGGUUGGAACCCCAAGUGUUUGAGACUUCCGGGCCGAGACAUGCACGCACCAUCUCCUCACUCUCGCGGGGGCGGCGGGGUUAUCUGUCCCAAUCGUCAUUAGCAGAUCAAAGCCCGCUCUCAUUUGCAGCUGAUAUGCGCAGGACGUCGCCGACAUCCUCUAGUGCGUUCGCCCGUGCCCGUGGUCGUAGUUCAACAAUGGCCCAAGCUGGAGGGUUACAAGAACCUGCUCAUUCGCGCCAUCCGACGGAUAUGAAUGAUGCAGGUCUAUUGAACUGUAUAUUUGGCAGCAGUGCAUUUAGCUACCGUGGCUCGUCCACAAAGAUGCAUAUAAUCUCUGCGGAUGAUACACCCGGCGAGACCGGCAAUGCGUCCCAUGCGAAUCGGAACUCUUUUACGCGAUCAUAUGCUACUGGAAGCUCCUCAGGAUUUGCCGGCACUAACCGUGCUGACCAAAAGCCUCGUUCAAAGGUGACUAUCCUUGUGACAAGAAUGUUCAGUGUCAACUUGCCCGAGGCGGGCGAUGCAGCUGAGGCGCAAGAGCUUGCUUCCUCGCUAUACCAAGACUCUUUACCGGAGACUGGUUAUCCUUUUCCAGACGUUACGAAGCGUAAGAAAAUAAAAGAGAAGAAAACGCCGAUGUACGCAGUUGCCAUCACGAUCCAGAUUCCGCUGUUGCCUCGGAAUACUGCGAGACCAGUUUCUCGAUUCAGUACUCAGGGUCAGGACUCACCCAAGCCGGGGAUGUCUUGUUCAUUAGACUCGGACCACCGCUGGCGUGGUGGGUUUCUUGAUGACACUGUUGCGUCUGCUCCUGCUAGCUUGGACGAACGGAUUGAUCUACUGGUGGACCAUUGGGAUGUUAUCAACCGCACAUUGUCACAUCUUGAGAGAUUAUCGCGAAACGAGAUACUCUUUCUGUUGAAGAGAGUUGAUACCUCGGGAAUGCACCCGAAACCCGCCAAGCUUCCAAAUAUGCAACGAACAAAUCAAACAUUCCUUCACUUACCAGCGAACGUUUUGGCGCUUAAUUCGAGAUUGAAGGAAGAAGCUUCUCGAAGUGCUCGUCGUAUCAGCAGUGCGCUACAUAUUCCCAAUGUAAUAACGGGACAAAGUCGCUGGGGUGUAUGGCGCGAGGAGGGUCGUUCGAUCGUGCGGAACCUUGGCGACAAGGAGCAUAGCUUCUUCUUCCUCGUUCUAAUCACUGCCUUUUUGGGAAAUCACACGGAGUGGUUGAAUGCACUGGGCCCUGACUGGUACCGACGGCGGCACUAUCUACAGCAAAAAGCUCAGCAGGAUGCAGAACCAGCCCUUCCUAAUAGGACGGUAAUUGUCUCUCCUGAUAAGAUGACUGCACGGCGACUCAUCUUUCUCCUGUCGGCAUUUCUCCCACCGAAGCAGCGCUUCGAACCACUUCCUUCCCCCCUUCGACCGGGCACCUCUGCCUCAACUCGUGCGGUCUCUCAAAGCCCGCCAAACGUACCUGUCUUGCGGCAAGAGCCACUUCGCAGAGCUAUAGAGCGGCGAUCUCGCGUACAACGGUUGAACCUCGCCGAUAAGGAUAAUCAUCACCGAUCUGUUAGUGCUUCGUCGAAUGAGACGGCUCAUCGGUCGGCAGAUGAUGUUGAAAAUGAUUUUAGCACGUAUCGCAGGGGCUCAGAUGCUCGUUCGAUCAGAACAAUUGGGAUUCCGAUGCAUGCAAAGGAUUCACGCAGCAAAAACAUUAGUACGGCGACAACAUCAACCGCAAAUCCUGGUAGCGCAGUUCCUGUACCCCAUUUUGCGUCCCAAGGACGAACUGAAAGGGAAGGGUCUGAUCAAGCUCUCGAAGAUGGGGCGGAUAGUUUAGCGUCCGAGACCCUGUUGAAGAACUUACAAAGAAGCGAAAGCUCAACGGUAAGCGUCAACGGUAGCCUUCCCUCAGCUGGAGGUCGGUGGGGUAGUCUUUUCAGCGGCCUCUGGAGCUCUCGCCAGGAAUCAUCAGCGGACUAUGGCAGUGCUGGACCGUCAUUUGGACAUCGUCAGCGCUCAACGUCGAUCUAUAGCAUCCCGUCAAAACGGAAUCCUCCGACUCUUGACCAGAUGGUUGAAGAAGCGUCUGGCGAAGAGCCUCCCCAGAUCGCUAGUAGUGCCACUAUCUCCAUCCCGCAACCUCCAAAUUCUCAACGAAAGUUUGAAGAGGACACACAAGACCUGUCUUCAACAACGGACAACACUAAGGAAACGUCGCUGAAGCUAUCUGUCCGUGAAGAGGAUGGGAUCGUCGAUGUUGAACUUCCAUUGCCCGGGUUUGUCUCAUUGUCUUCGUCUGGAGAAUCCACCAUGGCAUCUCCGAAGAAGACUCGGACAUCGGUAACGAGCAUCGAUGCCCUCGGAUCCACUCAUAGUAGUGGCUCGGGGUUCCAUAACCAGUCGAAAGACAAUGAUAGCCCGAAUAUAAACGUCGCUGGGUGGUUAAAAACCUUCCAUUACGAUUUUUUACUUCAGGGGGUGCGACCUUAUUCUACUCUGGAGUCUGAUAUUAAACGUGCAAUGCAAUCAGAACCCACUCCGAACAGCGCCAUGACUUUGGAUGCUGAUGGGUCAGAUAGGUGGGUGGAUGUUGCAACGACUUUGAUUGCGGAUGUACGAACCUUCACUGUGAAGCGGCUGCGCCUUAGACGUAGAAUUGUCGGGGCCAGCCCCGAGAAAUCACCAAUGUCACCACGCGGAAUACCGACACCGCCGGGUGCCACCCGUCAUGUCUCGGGAGGUUCCAUGUCCACCUCCCAGCUUAGCGGCUACUUCUCCUCUGCCAUGAGCUCGGCUUUGCCGUCCCCUAAACCUCGAUUGGAUGGGUACAAUAUCGGCGAGGUGGAAGAACGAUUUGUCGAAGAGCCUGUGAUGGACUUGGACGGAACCCUUGUGGAUGCCCUGGAACGCGUGCUAGCCCAAAGUGGCCCAUCCUCUUUGGCACCCACCCGAGCACCAUCACCGUCCCGAUCUCGGAAGGAGAGUGACAAAACCCCAGAGUUUAUGACUAUGCGAGAGGAUAUCCCUCCACUUGAAGCUCCCCGUACCGAAUGUCGCCGUGUAGUCUUGGGGGCACUGGAAGAGAUAGUCCGCAGCGUCACAGCCGACCACUUACAAAAAGCCUUUCCACUUGGAAAAUUUCUCCCGCCAUACACCUUAGCGCUUUAA
Molecule: messenger RNA, 3531 nt
Organism: Aspergillus versicolor CBS 583.65
Lineage: Eukaryota; Fungi; Ascomycota; Eurotiomycetes; Eurotiales; Aspergillaceae
Exons: 2
Coding region: 1-3531 (1176 amino acids)
Cellular component (GO): cytoplasm
Molecular function (GO): ATPase inhibitor activity; protein-folding chaperone binding
Source: RefSeq, a predicted model, not a curated record